CUUCUGGUUUGGCAUAUCAAACAAGAACCAUGCCAUAUCAUCUCCUCUUCACCUUGUUUCUCUUUGGCAUUUUCUAUGCAAAUCAGGCCUGCAACCAAAUAGACCGCCACUCUCUCUCAUCCUUAGCCUUCAACAAUAUGUCUUCUCUUCCACUAAACUGGUCUUCCAUUGAUUGUUGCCAGUGGGAAGGCAUAUCUUGUGAUCAUGAUCGUCAAGUCACUCAUAUUUGGUUACCUUCUAAAGGCCUCAUUGGGAGUAUAUCUCCCUCUCUUGGAAACCUCACACAGCUCUCACACCUCAAUCUCUCCCACAAUUCACUUUUGGGUCCUCUCCCCAAAGGAUUGUUUUCGUCCUUGAAUCAACUCAAGGUCCUUGAUUUGAGCUACAACCAUCUAUUUGGAGAUCCAUCUGGCUGGCCUGCCUCCAUUCAAAUUGUUGACAUAUCUAGCAAUCAGUUCAGCGAGACAAUCCAAUCUUCUUUCUUUCAAAAAGCAUGGCGGUUGUCCGAGCUCAAUGUCAGCAACAAUAGUUUCAUGGGCCCUAUUCCUUCAUUUCCUUGCAUCAAUUCUUCCUUGGUCAAGCUCCUCGAUUUCUCCCAUAAUCAUCACAGUGGCCAUAUUCCUAGUGGACUUGGGGCAUGUUCCAAACUAAAAGUUUUCCGGGCAGGUUUUAACUCUCUCUUAGGACCUGUUCCUGAUGAUAUAUACAAUGCGACAGGAUUAGAAGAAAUUUCCCUACCUUCCAAUGAUCUUUCAGGACCCAUUAACAGUGAUAUUGUUAACCUUGUCAAACUUACCAACCUUGAGUUAUAUCGUAAUAAAUUUAGUGGCAAGCUCCCUGUGGAUAUUGGGAAGCUCUCCAAAUUGAAGCACCUGCUCCUUGAUGCGAACUCCUUAACAAGUUCCCUACCCCCAUCUUUGAUGAAUUGCACAAAUCUCGUACAAUUGAUUUUACGGCUCAAUUUUCUUGAAGGAGACAUCUCUACCUUCAAUUUCUCAACUCUUCAUCAACUUACCGUAAUUGAUUUGGGGGAGAAUUACUUUUCCGGUAACUUUCCAGUUAGCCUUUCCUCAUGCAAGACCUUAACAUCAAUUCGACUCAGCGGAAACCAACUAGAGGGACAAAUCCCGCUUGAGGUGGUUCAAUUGAAAUUCUUAUCCUUCCUUGCACUUUCUUACAAUAGGCUAACCAAUAUCACAGAUGCAAUUAAGAUUUUGAUGCGUUGCAAGCCACUCACCAUAGUGAUCAUAGGAGGAAAUUUUCUACACGAGGCAAUGCCUGGUGAUGACAAUAUAGUUGGUUCUUACGUAUUCGAAAAUGUUCGAGUUUUAAGUCUUGAUAUGUGCCAACUGAGUGGUCAACUACCUAUAUGGCUAACUAAGCUUAAGAAGCUAGAAGUCCUAUAUCUUAAUGACAAUCGUAUUACAGGUUCAAUUCCUGGGUGGUUGUCGACUCUUCAAAGGCUCUUUUAUUUAGACUUAUCUAAUAACCUCAUUUCAGGUGAAUUCCCAAAGGAACUUUGUGCAUUGCCAGCAUUAAUGUCACCAAAGGCUCUAGCAGACAAAAAUAAAUUGGAUUUACCACUUUUUCGUAUCACACCAACUAAUGUUAUCCAGUACAAUUUUCUCUUAAACAUUGGAUCAUUAAUUUCUGUUGCAAACAACAGUCUUAGUGGUAACAUCCCCGUUGAGAUUGGCGGAUUGAAGCUGCUUCGUGGUCUGUAUCUCAGUCAUAACAACUUCUCAGGCAAUAUUCCAGACCAACUAUCUGAGCUCACAAACUUGGAAUUAUUAAAACUCUCUGGAAAUCGGUUGUCCGGUGAAAUACCAUCAUCACUAAGUAAUCUACAUUUCUUGCAUGUCUUUAGUGUUGCAAACAACAAUUUGCAUGGACCAAUACCAUUAGGCACUCAGCUCCAGAGCUUUGAUGCCUCUGCAUACAAGGGCAACCCUGGACUUUGUGGCCUCCCACUUCCACAUGAGUGUGCCCAUAUUGUUAACAACAACAUAGAUAUUCGGGAUGAGGACAAUGGGCAUAGAAUCCCAUGGUUUCCAAUUACUGUGGUUCUUGGCUUCAUUACAGGCUUUUGGGGGGUUUGUGGUCCAUUGGUUAUUAGUUAUAAGUGGAGAGUUGCAUAUUUUCGAUUCAUGGACCACGUAAAAGAUAAGUGUACAAUUGUUUUCUUUAAAAUUGCAUAUUGGUCGCUCUAG
Molecule: messenger RNA, 2210 nt
Organism: Alnus glutinosa
Lineage: Eukaryota; Viridiplantae; Streptophyta; Magnoliopsida; Fagales; Betulaceae
Product: receptor-like protein 2
Exons: 1
Coding region: 30-2210 (726 amino acids)
Biological process (GO): hormone-mediated signaling pathway
Cellular component (GO): plasma membrane
Molecular function (GO): protein binding
Source: RefSeq, a predicted model, not a curated record